CGCGACGUGAGCGCGCGGCCCCGGUCGCCAUUUUGUUUGGGGACCAGCUCGAGAGCCGACUAGGAGAACGCGAGCGGCUAGUCCGGUGCCUGGUUUGGCCCGAGACCUCUCGCCCCGAGCCACCCGAGGUGCCAUGUUUCAGGACAUAGUGGGAGUAUUAGGAAAGAAGAACUAAAGAUACAACAUAAUUUGAGAUACAGGCUGAGUGGAAAAAAAUUAACCUGUCUCUGAGGUGACUAAAGGGGAAUAAUGGUGAUUUUGCGCCGGGCUCGGCCGCCUGCUUCCGCCCCAACCAGCAAUGAAUCUUGACUCGCUCUCGCUGGCCUUGUCUCAAAUCAGCUACCUGGUGGACAAUUUAACUAAGAAAAACUACCGAGCCAGCCAGCAGGAAAUACAACAUAUUGUGAACCGGCACGGACCUGAAGCAGACAGGCAUUUGCUACGCUGUCUCUUUUCUCAUGUGGAUUUCAGUGGCGAUGGUAAAAGUAGCGGUAAAGAUUUCCACCAGAGUCUUAAGCCAUCACCCCAUCUAUUCACCCAGCUGAGCAAAGUGAUCAAAUUAAGCAAAGUUCAAGAGGUUAUUUUUGGUCUUGCUUUGUUGAACUCUUUCAAUCCUGAUCUACAAGUUUUUGCUGCUCAGUUUAUUAAACAGAAGCUUCCUGAUCUUCUGCGCUCAUAUAUUGACGCAGACGUCAGUGGCAAUCAAGAAGGUGGCUUCCAAGAUAUUGCAAUAGAAGUCUUGCACCUCCUUCUUUCCCAUCUUCUUUUUGGGCAGAAGGGAACCUUUGGGGUUGGACAGGAACAAAUUGAGGCUUUCCUCAAAACAUUGCGCAGAGAUUUCCCUCAGGAGCGUUGCCCUGUGGUGCUUGCACCACUCCUAUACCCUGAAAAACGGGACAUUCUAAUGGACAGGAUCCUGCCUGACUCUGGAGGGAUAGCAAAAACCAUGAUGGAGAGUUCUCUUGCAGACUUCAUGCAGGAAGUUGGCUAUGGCUUUUGUACAAGCGUGGAAGAAUGUCGCAGUAUCAUCACACAGUUUGGUGUUGGAGAGGUUACAGCUGCCCAGGUUGCCAGGGUUUUGGGAAUGAUGGCUCGGACACAUUCUGGAUUGACAGAUGGUAUUCCAUUACAGUCUAUUUCUGCCCCUGGAAGUGGAAUUUGGAGUGAUGGAAGAGAUAAAAAUGAUGGAACACAGACUCAUACAUGGAAUGUUGAAGUUUUGAUUGAUGUGCUUAAAGAACUGAACCCAACCUUAAACUUCAAGGAAGUAACCUAUGAGCUAGACCACCCUGGAUUUCAAAUUCGUGAUAGCAAGGGCCUGCAAAUUGUAGUAUUUGGAGUUCAGCGAGGAUUAGGACUGGAGGUUUUUCCAGUUGACCUAAUAUACAGACCUUGGAAACAUGCCGAAGGCCAGCUCUCAUUCAUUCAGUAUUCCCUCAUUAACCCAGAGAUCUUCUGUUUUGCUGACUAUCCCUGUCAUACUGUUUCAACGGAGAUCUUGAAAGCACCACCCGAGGAUGAUAAUCGAGAAAUUGCCACAUGGAAGAGCCUAGAUUUGAUUGAGUCCCUGUUGCGGUUGGCAGAGGUGGGCCAGUAUGAACAAGUCAAGCAGCUCUUCAGUUUCCCUAUCAAGCACUGUCCAGAUAUGUUGGUCUUGGCUUUGCUACAGAUCAACACUUCUUGGCAUACUUUGCGUCAUGAACUCAUCUCCACACUUAUGCCCAUUUUCCUUGGCAACCACCCAAAUUCUGCUAUCAUCUUGCAUUAUGCAUGGCACGGGCAGGGUCAGUCCCCCUCGAUUCGUCAGCUCAUCAUGCAUGCCAUGGCAGAAUGGUACAUGAGAGGAGAACAAUAUGACCAAGCAAAAUUAUCACGUAUUCUAGAUGUGGCCCAAGACUUGAAGGCUUUGUCUAUGCUGCUGAAUGGUACUCCAUUUGCCUUUGUUAUUGACCUUGCUGCCCUUGCCUCUCGGCGGGAAUACCUCAAACUAGACAAAUGGCUCACAGAUAAAAUUCGAGAGCAUGGGGAGCCCUUCAUCCAAGCUUGUAUGACUUUCUUGAAAAGAAGAUGUCCCUCUAUCUUGGGUGGUCUUGCUCCAGAGAAAGACCAGCCCAAAAGUGCUCAACUUCCACCAGAGACCCUAGCAACAAUGCUAGCUUGCCUUCAGGCUUGUGCUGGAAGUGUAUCACAAGAGCUGUCGGAAACUAUUCUCACCAUGGUAGCGAACUGCAGCAAUGUAGUGAACAAAGCCAGACAGCCACCGCCUGGCGUGAUGCCCAAAGGACGUCCCCCCAGUGCUAGCAGCCUGGAUGCCAUCUCCCCUGUGCAGAUUGAUCCACUUGCUGCUGGGAUGGCAUCUCUCAGUUUAGGUGGCCCAACAGUUCCUCAUACCCAGAGUGUGCCUGGAUUUCCUCCAAACCUGAGUUCUGCUUUUAGUACUCCUCAGUCACCAGCAAAAGCAUUUCCACCGCUUUCUACACAAACCCAGAACGCACCUUUUAGCGGGAUUGGUGGGCUUUCUUCGCAACUUCCAGUAGGUGGUCUCACAACAGGUAGUCUGGGUAUUGGAACUGGGAACCUUGGCCUCCCUGCAGUGAAUAAUGAUCCAUUUGUGCCAAGAAAGCUGAACACAUCAGGACUGAACCAGCCAACAUUCCAGCAGAGUAAGGUGAAACCUUCUGACUUAUCUCAGGUAUGGCCAGAGGCUAAUCAGCACUUUAGCAAAGAGAUUGAUGAUGAAGCCAACAGCUAUUUUCAGCGUAUUUAUAAUCACCCACCCCAUCCCACCAUGUCUGUAGAUGAGAUUGAAGGACUACCCUCAGUAUUGUCAGCACCUGGCUUCUAUUAGUCACUUUAUACAGUUCCCUCAUCACCUGCAGGAGUACAUUGAAUAUGGACAGCAAUCAAGAGAUCCUCCUGUGAAGAUGCAGGGGUCCAUCACCACCCCUGGAAGUAUUGCCCUGGCCCAGGCUCAGGCCCAGGCCCAGGCCCCAGCAAAGACGCCUCUCGCCGGCCAGGUUAGCACUGUAGUCACCACCGCCACCACCACCAGCACUGUGGCAAAGACAGCCAUUGCGCCUGUGGGUCGAGUCAGCUUCAAGAAAGAUGUGCCACCUUCUAUUAAUACAACCAACAUUGAUACUCUGCUAGUAGCCACUGAUCAAACAGAGAGGAUUGUAGAACCUCCUGAAAAUGUUCAAGAAAAGAUUGCUUUUAUCUUUAAUAAUUUGUCUCAAUCCAACAUGACUCAGAAGGUUGAGGAACUGAAGGAAACGGUGAAAGAAGAAUUCAUGCCUUGGGUUUCACAAUAUCUCGUGAUGAAGAGAGUUAGCAUUGAGCCAAACUUCCAUAGUCUUUAUUCAAAUUUCCUUGACACUCUUAAAAAUCCAGAAUUUAAUAAAAUGGUUUUGAAUGAAACAUACAGAAAUAUCAAGGUGUUGCUUACAUCGGAUAAAGCUGCUGCCAACUUCUCAGACCGUUCGUUGCUGAAGAACCUGGGUCACUGGCUGGGGAUGAUAACACUGGCAAAGAAUAAGCCCAUCUUGCACACAGACUUGGAUGUCAAAUCUUUGCUGCUAGAAGCUUAUGUAAAAGGACAGCAGGAAUUGCUGUAUGUUGUGCCAUUUGUUGCUAAAGUAUUGGAAUCCAGUGUAAGAAGUGUGGUUUUCAGACCCCCAAAUCCAUGGACCAUGGCAAUCAUGAAUGUUCUUGCAGAACUUCAUCAGGAGCAUGACUUAAAGCUGAAUCUGAAGUUUGAAAUUGAAGUGCUCUGCAAAAAUCUGGCCCUUGACAUCAAUGAUCUAAAACCUGGUAGUCUCCUAAAAGACAAGGACCGGUUGAAAAACCUGGAUGAACAGUUAUCUGCUCCAAAGAAGGAUAUAAAACAAGUAGAAGAACUACCACCUAUUACUACUACCACUACUUCCACAACUUCUGCUACCAGCACCACAUGCACAGCUACUGUUCCUCCACAGCCACAGUACAGUUACCAUGAUAUCAACGUAUACUCCCUAGGAGGGCUAGCUCCACACAUUGCUCUGAACCCAACUAUUCCCUUGUUCCAAGCCCAUCCACAGUUAAAGCAGUGUGUGCGCCAAGCCAUCGAGCGUGCAGUUCAAGAACUGGUUCAUCCAGUAGUGGAUCGCUCAAUUAAAAUUGCCAUGACUACUUGUGAACAGAUAGUGAGGAAGGAUUUUGCACUGGACUCAGAAGAGUCACGCAUGCGUGUGGCAGCACAUCACAUGAUGAGGAACCUGACAGCUGGCAUGGCCAUGAUUACCUGCAGGGAGCCCUUGUUGAUGAGCAUUGCAACCAACCUAAAGAACAGCUUUGCCACUGCAUUGCGGGCAGCUUCACCACAGCAGAGGGAGAUGAUGGAGCAGGCUGCAGCCCAGUUGGCUCAAGAUAACUGUGAGUUGGCCUGCUGCUUCAUUCAGAAAACAGCGGUGGAAAAAGCAGGUCCUGAAAUGGAUAAGAGGCUGGCAACUGAAUUUGAGCUCCGAAAACAUGCCCGGCAAGAGGGCCGCAGGUACUGUGAUCCUGUAGUUUUGACUUACCAGGCUGAGCGGAUGCCAGAACAGAUCAGACUGAAGGUUGGUGGUGUGGACCCAAAGCAGCUAGCUGUAUAUGAAGAAUUUGCACGGAAUGUUCCUGGUUUCCUGCCAACAAAUGAUUCAAGUCAACCAACAGGAAUCCUGGCCCAGCCUAUGAAGCAAGCCUGGGCAACUGAUGACGUGGCACAGAUCUAUGAUAAAUGCAUGGCAGAGCUGGAGCAGCACCUGCAGUCUGUUCCCCACACUUUGGCCAUGAAUCCCCAGACCCAAGCUCUGCGGAGCCUUUUGGAGGCUGUCGUUGUGGCUCGUAAUUCUCGAGAUGCUAUUGCAGCCCUUGGAUUGCUACAGAAGGUAUGUUUAGGUUUUAAUUUGAGAUGUCUGAUUGAGUGUCGAGAUGAAUAUAAAUACAACGUAGAAGCAGUGGAGCUCCUGAUUCGUAACCAUCUAGUUAACAUGCAACAGUACGACCUUCACCUGGCUCAGUCCAUGGAGAACGGCUUGAACUACAUGGCAGUGGCGUUUGCAAUGCAGCUGGUGAAGAUUCUGCUGGUGGAUGAGAGAAGUGUGGCUCACAUGACAGAAGCAGAUUUGUUCCAUACCAUUGAAACUCUGAUGAGGAUAAAUGCUCACUCCAGGGGAAAUGCUCCAGAAGGGUUGCCACAGUUGAUGGAAGUGGUACGAUCCAACUAUGAAGCCAUGAUUGAUCGUGCUCAUGGCGGUCCCAACUUUAUGAUGCAUUCUGGGAUCUCUCAAGCCUCAGAAUAUGAUGAUCCUCCAGGUCUGAGGGAGAAGGCAGAGUAUCUCCUGAGGGAGUGGGUAAAUCUUUACCAUUCUGCAGCCGCUGGCAGGGACAGCACCAAAGCCUUCUCUGCAUUUGUUGGACAGAUGCAUCAACAAGGAAUCCUGAAAACUGAUGACUUGAUCACAAGAUUCUUCCGUCUUUGCACUGAAAUGUGUGUUGAAAUCAGCUAUCGUGCUCAAGCUGAGCAGCAGCACAAUCCUGCUGCAAACCCCACUAUGAUCCGUGCCAAGUGCUAUCACAACCUGGAUGCCUUUGUGCGCCUUAUUGCACUCUUGGUGAAGCACUCUGGAGAGGCUACCAACACAGUCACAAAAAUCAACCUGCUUAAUAAGGUUCUUGGGAUAGUAGUGGGAGUCCUUUUACAGGAUCAUGAUGUUCGUCAGAGUGAAUUUCAGCAACUUCCCUACCACCGCAUUUUCAUCAUGUUACUGUUAGAAUUAAAUGCUCCUGAACAUGUCCUGGAAACUAUCAACUUUCAGACCCUCACAGCUUUCUGCAAUACAUUUCACAUCCUGCGACCUACAAAAGCUCCAGGUUUUGUUUAUGCUUGGUUAGAACUGAUCUCCCAUCGGAUAUUUAUUGCAAGGAUGCUGGCACAUACACCACAGCAGAAGGGUUGGCCCAUGUAUGCACAACUUUUGAUUGACCUAUUUAAAUAUUUGGCUCCUUUCCUGAGAAAUGUGGAACUUGCCAAGCCUAUGCAAAUUUUGUACAAGGGGACACUGCGUGUGUUACUGGUAUUAUUACACGAUUUCCCAGAAUUCCUUUGUGAUUACCACUAUGGAUUUUGUGAUGUAAUUCCUCCAAACUGUAUUCAGCUAAGAAAUCUGAUUUUGAGUGCCUUUCCACGUAAUAUGAGGCUUCCUGACCCCUUCACUCCCAAUCUUAAGGUUGACAUGCUGAGCGAGAUCAAUAUUGCUCCACGGAUCCUCACCAAUUUUACUGGUGUGAUGCCACCUCAGUUCAAGAAGGAUUUGGAUUCCUAUCUCAAAACUCGUUCUCCAGUCACAUUCCUCUCCGACCUGCGUAGCAACUUGCAGGUAUCAAACGAGCCUGGCAAUCGUUACAAUAUUCAGCUGAUCAAUGCAUUGGUGCUUUAUGUUGGUACACAAGCAAUUGCACACAUUCAUAAUAAGGGCAGCACACCGUCCAUGAGCACCAUCACUCAUUCAGCCCACAUGGACAUCUUCCAGAACCUUGCUGUUGAUCUGGACACAGAAGGUCGGUACCUCUUCUUGAAUGCAAUUGCCAAUCAGUUGCGGUAUCCCAACAGCCACACGCAUUACUUCAGCUGCACCAUGCUUUACUUGUUUGCAGAAGCCAAUACAGAAGCUAUUCAAGAGCAGAUCACCAGGGUUUUGUUAGAACGACUGAUUGUAAAUAGGCCUCAUCCCUGGGGUCUCUUAAUCACCUUCAUUGAAUUGAUUAAAAAUCCAGCAUUUAAAUUCUGGAACCAUGAGUUUGUUCACUGUGCUCCAGAAAUUGAAAAGCUGUUCCAGUCAGUCGCACAGUGUUGUAUGGGGCAGAAACAGGCACAGCAAGUAAUGGAAGGAACUGGAGCCAGCUAGAAAAAGCGAACUUUAUGGGGAUGGUGCCAGCCUGGAGCUUUGUAUCAAGCUGACAGAAGAAAAUGGGUGGGGCUGCCUUCCCUCCCCCCCUCUUGGGCUUAAACCAUAGGUCUUUUGGCCUGAAAUCUCCUCCUACGUGGGCAUGUUACAAAGUUGAAAACAAAGUUUCUCAUUCUUGGCCAAAAUUGAGAAGAUACUGUGAAUAUAAUUUUGAACUAUUGUAAAUACACAGAAUAGAAAUAUUUGUUGGAACUUUGGAUUUGUGCAUAUUGUGUUUCACACAUAAUGUGUGCCUGACCAGCUUAUAAUAAAGUGGUGGCUGCUGAUGCCAAGCCCUUGUCUGGGGCAGAUCUGCUUAUCUGACAUUCCCGGACUCCCAAAGAGUAUGGAAAAGCCAGUUUAAAUAUUAUGUAACUUAUUUUUCUUGGGGGUGGGACUUCUAAAUCACAAAAUUCUCCAAAAAGAAAGGAUGCUCAGGAUCCUAUUAUUAAGGGGAAGGUGGGAGAGUGUUGGGAUUCAGGAUGUUGCUUUUCCCGUACCAGAUACUGCCACCUGAGGCCAGCCAGUAGAGUCCGGCUCUCCUUGGCAGAGAUAAACUUCCAGCUCUUUGGAAAAGGGCUGAUCCUUUUAGUAAAAGAAAUGACCAGGCCUAUAGAUUUUCUUUCUUUAUGCUUGUAAAUUUGGGAGGGGGAGGAUGUGAAUCUGUUAACUGCUCCCCUAUGGCCACAAAGUUUGAGUUUGUAAAAAGAACAAAAAGGACCAAUACAGCCCAUUUUGUAAGGAUUUUGAAUGUUUUGUAAAUGUAUUGGUCCAUGUGUUGUAUUUUGUAGCCUUUCUAGUUCUCUUGGGCUUUAGUUCUCCCACUUCUUGUAUGUAUGCCUUCUGCAGUUAAACAUUAAAGUCAUGACAAGCA
Molecule: messenger RNA, 7836 nt
Organism: Thamnophis sirtalis
Lineage: Eukaryota; Metazoa; Chordata; Lepidosauria; Squamata; Natricidae
Source: RefSeq, a predicted model, not a curated record